Larimichthys crocea (large yellow croaker) is the source of this 3125-nucleotide messenger RNA. It is a transcript of the gene yrk, whose product is annotated as Yes-related kinase. NCBI's taxonomy places the organism in Eukaryota, Metazoa, Chordata, Actinopteri, Sciaenidae. The coding region runs from base 442 to 2037 and encodes 531 amino acids. Gene Ontology annotation, biological process: protein phosphorylation. Gene Ontology annotation, molecular function: protein binding; protein tyrosine kinase activity; ATP binding. The transcript is spliced from 13 exons. The record is from RefSeq and is a predicted model, not a curated record.
UCUAGCGAAGCAGCAUCUCGUUAGCGGGUUAGGUUCAGUAUUAUGUAAAUAAUUCUUGGGACGUACAGUCUCAAUAAAAAUAGCUUAAAAAUGCAUAAUAGCUCAUUUGAAUAGUAUAUCAUACAUAUGACAUGUACUUUUAGGUGGGUACUGCUCGCGCGCGAUCAUCUGGGCAGGAUCUCAUCCGUCCCUUCCGGACGAAGCGCGUGCUCACGACUUCUCACUUGCUCAGCAGUCGCGCGCAGUUUUAAUUCUUGCUCCCCGCGAGCCACCGGACACCUCUGACUCUCACUCACCUCGGUCUCGUGCCCCGGCCGGACUCCAGGGCCCCCCUCCCUCCACCCUCCCCGGUAAAACGACGAGUUUGGUGUCAGUGGCGAUGGUGAUUGACAGAUGAUCUGACAGAGGAAGACAUCAGACGUCGUCUCCGUGCUGGUUAUUAUGGGGUGUGCCUGUUGCAAGCAGAAGAAGUCCACCAAAGCAACAGUAACAUCAACAACAGGCGAUGUUACAGACCUGUUUCCUAGCAACGCAGAUGGAGGGUUAUCCUCGGUUAUGAAUCAGGGCCGCUAUUGUCCUGACCCCACUCAGAUCCCGGACUUCAACAAGGGCUUCUCACAAAGCGACAUCUUCCCCAGCACCAACACACACCAACGGCCUGGAGGUGGCGGAGUCACUCUCUUUAUAGCUCUGUAUGACUACGACGCCCGCACAGAAGAUGAUCUUACUUUUCAGAAAGGAGAGAAAUUCCAGAUCAUCAACAACACAGAGGGUGACUGGUGGGAGGCUCGCUCUUUGGACACAGGCAACUCAGGUUACAUCCCCUCCAACUACGUAGCUCCUGUCGACUCCAUACAGGCCGAAGAGUGGUAUUUUGGAAAGAUGGGGAGGAAGGAUGCAGAGAGACAGUUGUUGGGCCAUGGCAACCAGAGGGGAACCUUCCUCAUACGCGAGAGCGAGACCACCAAGGGUGCUUACUCUCUGUCUAUCCGCGACUGGGACGACAACAAGGGAGAGCACGUCAAGCAUUAUAAGAUCCGCAAACUAGACAACGGUGGUUAUUAUAUCACCACAAGAUCUCAGUUUGACACUGUGCAGCAGCUGGUGGAGCACUACACAGAGAGAGCGGCAGGACUGUGCUGCCGUUUGAUUGGCAGCUGUAAGCGGGGCAUGCCUAAGCUGGCCGACUUAUCAGUGAAGACCAAGGAUAUGUGGGAGAUUCCCCGUGAAUCCCUCCAGCUGAUUAAGAAGCUGGGCAAUGGCCAGUUUGGAGAAGUCUGGAUGGGCAUGUGGAAUGGUACCACCAAGGUAGCGGUGAAGACUCUGAAGCCAGGGACCAUGUCCCCUGAGGCCUUCCUGGAGGAGGCUCAGAUCAUGAAGAGACUCCGCCACGACAAGCUGGUGCAGCUCUAUGCUGUCGUGUCUGAGGAGCCCAUCUAUAUUAUCACCGAGUUCAUGAGCCAAGGAAGUUUGCUGGACUUCUUAAAAGAUGGUGAAGGGCAGAAUCUGAAACUGCCUCAACUGGUGGACAUGGCUGCACAGAUUGCAGCUGGAAUGGCGUACAUUGAGAGGAUGAACUACAUCCAUCGUGACCUGCGAGCAGCUAACAUCCUUGUUGGAGACAAUCUGGUGUGCAAAAUCGCUGACUUUGGCCUGGCUAGGCUCAUUGAGGACAACGAGUACACAGCCAGACAAGGGGCGAAGUUCCCUAUCAAGUGGACAGCUCCAGAAGCUGCGUUGUAUGGUCGCUUUACCAUCAAGUCAGAUGUCUGGAGCUUUGGCAUCCUACUAACUGAACUCAUCACUAAGGGACGGGUGCCAUACCCAGGCAUGAACAAUCGUGAAGUACUGGAGCAGGUGGAGAGAGGCUACCGGAUGCCCUGUGCCCCGGGCUGCCCCGCCUCGCUCCAUGAACUGAUGCUGCAGUGCUGGAGGCGGGAGGCCGACGAGAGGCACACUUUUGAGUACCUGCAGUCCUUCCUGGAGGAUUACUUCACCGCCACAGAGCCGCAGUAUCAGCCCGGAGAAAACCUGUGACCGCACACAUGUGGGACAGAUGUGGAGCAAUAAACGGACAAACAGAAAGAGAGUGACAGAUAUAUAGACGGGAAGACAUUGAUAUAUAUACCUGCAUAUACACUGAUAAGCAUGUCAUACCACAUGUACAUGCUUUCACUGUAUUUGUCCCACACACACACACGCACACACACAUAUUAAGAUACAUAUCGUCGCCUUGUUUAAUUGUUGAAAGACAGUUUCCUCCUUUUGGUCAUUGAUCACUGCAGCCCAUUCAAGACAGAUCAGUCAACCAUGUUGAAGAGCAGAGUCGGAGCUCUGCUGCUCAGGCCUUGCAGUAAUGUUGCUUUACUCUGUAACCAUGACAACAAGGAAAUGAAAGAAGAUGUAGAUGGUUGUGUUGAGGUGGGGGGAAGUCGAGUUGGUACAUGAUUUGUUCAGCUACCAUAUAUGUCCUCUGAUUCCUGUGUCUGAGACGAGGUGAUUUAGUUGUCCAGCUGUUUACCUGACAUAAAGAAUGUUGAUAGAGAAAUGAUAGAUGGUGCAACAGGUCUCAGAGCGCAGUUUGAAUGUGGUCUUCGACAAAAAAAAGAAAAAAAAGAAUGAUGUCAGAAUGAACCUCAUGAACACGUGUGGUAACUAAGUAGAUCAUGUACACAGCCACUCCCAUGUAGGAUGCCUCCUCUAACAAUAAUCUUACAAAACUAUAAAAAGGCUGUUGAACUGAUCCACAUCCAUCACCUGAAAAAGGGCUGAACCGAACCAAUAUGUGCCUUAAAGUGAUCAAAUUAAGGGCUGUUUUUAAGUACCUUUAUCACUGUGUUAGUAAAUUCUGUGAGAUGGUAAAGAAUGCUUUUGGUUUGUCUGUUAAUUUGUAUGAGCUGUCUCGUUUGUUGUUUUUAAUUUAACUCAGAUAUAUCUGAUGCAUCACAAAGACUUCUAUAUCUAGUUAACAUAUAUACAGUUUCCAUCCAUUGGGAGGGCAGGGUGAAAUGUUACACAUAAAGGGGAAAAGAUCGAUGUGUGUUUUUAUGGAGAAGUGUAACCUUUAUGUUGAGAUUGCCCUGUCAUGUUAUUGUAAUAAAGAUCAAAUAUCUUUUCCAAAUGAA